UUUGAUUUGAACAUGUACUUGCAAUUGAAAAAAAAAUAUUUACUUUAAUAUUUUCAUAAUGUGACUAUUAUCGUUAUUACUCGAAUGUUUAGUUGGAUGACUUACUAAUUUAAACGUACUCACAGGUGCAUGCACCUGCGCACCUGUGACAAAAUUAUCAAAGAUAGAUAAAGAAAAUCCUAGGUAUUACUAUCGCCUAUAUAAAUAUAUACGCUUUAAUUUGAUGAAUGAGUAGUUAGAAUUAAAGUUAUCCACCAAAAUGGAUAUCGCUAAAGAACAUAAAGCGUUAAUAGACCGUAUUGCUGGUGAAAAUGGAUUUACCGAUUAUGAAAUAAUAACCAGUUCUGGAUCGAGUAAAGGAGACAACUUUCUUGGAGUUCUUACUGCCAUUACCAUCAAAGACAAGAAAAAAAGUUUGGAUUUGAUUUUAAAGUCUUCCCAUACCAAUGAGGGUUUUAGAGAAGCUACACCAGUUAAAGAUGUUUACAAUAAAGAAAUAUUCAUGUACGAACGUGUUUUUAAAGAGUUUAAAAAAUUUCAAGAACAAUACAACAUUCAAGAUCCCUUCGAAAGUAUACCUAAAUGCUAUUUAUGCUUUGCUGAAGAUGGACUUGAAUGUUUAGUUAUGGAGAAUUUAAAAACACAACAUUACGGUUUAUGGGAUAAAAAAGUCCCAAUGAAUCCUGGGCACAUUAAAGCAGUUCUCAUUGAGUAUGCCAAAUUUCAUGCGGUUUCAUUAGCAAUGAAACAGAAAAACCCGGCAUUAUUUAAAGAAUUGGCAGAAGAUAGUCCAGAUAAUCCAUUUGAAAAACAAUAUGACAGUGAGGAUAAACAAGAGAACGUUGAAAACUUUAUGGUUUCUACUUUAUCUUAUGUUUACAAGGCAUUUGAAGAUGAUCCAACGUUAAUAGAAUAUCUUCAAAGAUAUGAACAAAUUUCAGGUCCCGAAUAUGAGGCUAAAAUAAAAGAACCAGAAUACAAAGUAGUCUUAACACAUGGAGACAGCUGGAAUAACAAUUUUAUGUUUAAAUAUCAGGAUCCAAAUGACAAAACAAAACCCCAAAGUGUACGUGUUGUAGAUUGGCAAUUAACUGCCCUUGGAAGCCCGUGUGCGGAUCUCUCUCAUUUUUUGCUGGCUAGCAGCUGUGAGGAGGUUCUAGAUGAUAUUCAAACUUACCUAAAAAUUUACCACGACAAACUGUCUUCGCAACUUCGUAAUUUUAAUUUGGAUCCCGACGAAGUGUUUCUUUCUCUAGGUUUUCAGAUCAUUUGAGUUUAUUUAUGAUACAAUCUUUGUUUUUUUCAUUCGUAACUAUGAAAAUAUUAGUAUCAGACAAAGACGAUAUUCCUGAUCAUGUCGAUGAUAUUGAUAAAUCGGGUGAUUCCCUGAAUAUGUAUGAUUUUGAACCGAAGAACUUUGACGAGUAUUCUAGAAGACUUAAAAUUAUAAUGAAAUGUUUGAUUAAACACCAAUAUCUGUAAUAUAAUAGUUAUAAUUAAAUAAAAUACUUUAAUUAAUUUUAAUUUAUUUUUAUGUAGCACUCAUUAAAACUGUAUUCUAGAUUUUUUUGAAGUACUUCUUUAGUUAUAUUAUGAAAAUUUG
Messenger RNA from Diabrotica balteata, 1603 nucleotides. The record is from the annotation of a GenBank genome assembly. NCBI's taxonomy places the organism in Eukaryota, Metazoa, Arthropoda, Insecta, Coleoptera, Chrysomelidae.